Anneissia japonica is the source of this 1020-nucleotide messenger RNA. RefSeq lists its product as uncharacterized. The record is from RefSeq and is a predicted model, not a curated record. Lineage: Eukaryota; Metazoa; Echinodermata; Crinoidea; Comatulida; Comatulidae. The transcript is spliced from 2 exons. The coding region runs from base 144 to 647 and encodes 167 amino acids.
UAUUUUAUUUACUUUGACAAAGGUUAGUAACCUAAAACGUUUGCACACUUGAUUUAUUUAAAUAUACCUGACAGCUUACUACCAACCCUCGGGACAAGAAGGCAAGAGAAGCAAGCUGGUGGGGAAUCCUGAUAGCAAAGAAGAUGUCAGCCAAAAAGAGUUUAAAUAACGAAGAUGCAGAAUUAGCACGAAAUAAAGCAUCAACACCAACACCAUGGCAGAUCUUCCAACUGAUGCAUACUUAUGAACCACAGAUUGUUCCAAAUGAUAUCAGGAGUGUAAUAUGGACAGCCACCAAGGCAGACUUGCAGGAAAUGAUUUUUAAUGCCUUGAUUCCCCAGGAUACGAUGGCUUCAGCGGGGAUAGACCCGGAAUCCUAUGAGCACUUCAUGGAUUGCGUCACAGAAAUUCGAGAAAAGAUCUGGGAAGGGGAAUUGCAGACAGCAUUGAGUAUUCUACGCGGUGCCAGACGUAUUUUCUCCGCUUCUAAUGACGUUGAUCUCCGGCACGUUUUUUGUGGACCACCCAUCGAGGUGCUGGCCGAUAUUUACUAUGAUGGCAUCGGAGUCUUGCCCAAGAACCAAAUGACUGAAGAUCCUUUCCAUCAUUCUCUUUUUUCAGAUAGAUUAUUUGAUGAGCGAGUCUAGAAUAAUACAUAGUUCUCCUGAAGUUCAAGAUGUUUGUAAGAUUUAAUCACAUGUAACAUUUUGCUGGGCUUGCCAUUCUAAUAAUGAAAAAGCAUUUAGAAUGCAUAUUUAAAUACGCACACUGUCUUUCUGAAGAAAAGUUUAAGCCACUGGCCACAUUUGCAAUAUGGCAUUGUGCAAUUCAGGCCGAUGCCCAGUACUCAGAAAAGAGAUUGCCUCCUGGUGUACUGACCAAUUCUUGACCUAAAGGACCAAACUUUGUGUUUACAAAAAUCUUAUAAAGGAAAAUUAAUUUUUAUGUUUUCUUAAAUCCUUUUUGUUACAUCUUUAAAAUUGUUAUUGUACAUUAAACUCAUUUUUUCCUGAACAUUAA